CUGAUCUCUCGGACUUGCAGCGGGGCUUUAAAUGGAGCGCAGUGAUUGGGCUCCCGCUCUAAUCCAGGCCUGACACUCACUCACACACAUUCGGAGUCCACCCCCACCCCCCCCCGCACCCCUCAACCCCUCACUCCACCCAGCCUGACCUCACUCCCUCUGACUUUUUGGAAUAUCUGUGUCCGAGAUCCGGUUGAAGGCACACCCGGCGCCGGGAAGUGGCCUCGCAGUCAGGCUGGUGUCCUGCUGGUGCUUCCCACCUUACUGACAGGUUUUUGGGGGGUUGAUUGCCCGAGUGCCCGCCCUGGCUGUUACGGGAGCAAGAGCUGAGGACUCAGCAGGAAAAGAGGCGAGCAGUCACCAUGCUGCAAGAAGCUGGAGCCAAUAUAUUAGAGUUCUACAAUGAUCUGCUGUCGAAAUGCGACGCCAGGGUCAAAGACUACCCGAUGGUCAACUGUCCCAUCAAGAUGACGAGCCUCCUGGUGGGGUACGUCAUUUUCGCCGUGUAUUUGGGGCCUCGAUUGAUGGCCAACCGGAAAGCCUUCCACCUCAACACGGCCAUGGUGGUCUACAACUUCGGCAUGGUCGCGUUCAACGCCUUCAUCGUGUACGAGUUCAUGAUGUCCGGAUGGGGCACCACCUUCACGUGGAGAUGUGAUCUUAUUGAUCCCUCCAGCAGUCCGCAGGCACUUCGGAUGGUGCGAGUAGCUUGGAUGUUUUUCUUUUCUAAGUUCAUUGAACUGCUCGACACGGUAUUCUUCGUGUUGAGGAAGAAACAAAACCAGAUCACAUUUCUCCACGUGUUCCAUCACUCUGUUAUGCCAUGGUCGUGGUGGUGGGGCAUCAUGCUGACCCCCGCCGGAGGGAUGGGCUCUUUCCAUGCUAUGGUGAACUCUUUGGUCCACGUCAUCAUGUACACGUACUACGGCCUGGCAGCAGCCGGGCCGCGCUUCCAGAAGUUCUUGUGGUGGAAGAAGUACAUGACUGCCAUCCAGUUGACGCAGUUCAUAGUGGUGUCUAUGCACAUCAGCCAGUACUACUUCAUGGAGACAUGCGAGUACCAGGUGCCGCUGUGGAUCCAUCUGAUUUGGAUGUACGGCGUGCUCUUCUUCUGCCUCUUCUCCAACUUCUGGCUGCAGGCCUACAUCCGGGGGAAGCGGCUCCCCGUUACGGACCUCAAGCACGGGCGUGACCGGACCCCGCCUGCCACGCCCGUGGCCAACGGCACCCCCGGCACCCACCAACACAACGGGAACGCCGAGCACUACAACCACAUCCUCACCAACGGGAAAUUGCAACUGGGAAAAGUAAAGGAGAUCUAAAUUUUGGGGAUGACCCUGUCAGUGACUCGACUGUACGACAACUAUAGGAUAACCAAAUCUAUAGAAAGUUGUAAGAGCAUUUUUUUUUCCAUAUUCUUGAUCUCCAUGUACUAAUGCACUCUUUGUCCUCACUAAUAAGUUAAAAUAAGAGCCCGGGUAGAAUAACUUGUGACUUGCUCAUAUUUUUUUUUUUUUUUUUUUUUCACACUUUAGCAUUUAUUCAAUAGCCAUGAUAACCAUCUUAUGGUUCAUGUACUAAUAAACUCUUUUGUGCUUACCAGCGAGAUAACUCAGUACAUGUAUCGAACAACUAGGAGAAUAACUUGGUUUUACGUGUAGUGUUUUUCCCAAAAUACAUGGACCUUAGCUUGGAACACUAGAUGGUAUGUGUCAUACAUUAGUAAACUCCUUAAACCUAUUACUAGCACCAAAAUGACUUAGUUUUGCCUCACUAGUAACAUGUACCGGUAGUUUUCCGACGAGUAAGUCAAAAUUUUUCUUCUCGUGAGCUGAAAGAUCUUUCUGGAAAGUCGUUGGAGCAUUUAUUCAAUUUUACUUUACUAUACAAGUAGUGGCCCUGUAGCUCAGUGGUUAGAGCACUGGUUUGGUAAACCAGGGGUUGUGGGUUUGUAUCCUACUGGGGCCUCCACUCCCUGAGAAGGGUUGCGUCAGGAAGGGCAUCUGGCGUAAAAAUUGUGCCAAACAUAUAUAUGCGUUCAUCUGAGAUGACAUGCUGUGGUGACCCCGAAAGGGACAAGCUGAAAGAAACACACACACUUUACUAUACAAGUAAACUACUGUGCUGCACUAGUAACACUAUGAGGCCCAAUUAACUUUUUUUUUUUUUAAUGCUGAACAUGUCCAUGUGAGUAUUAACUAUUGGGAUAAAAAAAAAAAAGUCUCUGGAAAUCUAUUUGAUCAUUUGUUAUUCUUGAUAUCCAUCUUACUCUCCAUGUGCUAGUAUUCUCUUGAACAGCACUAGUAGAAAUACUGUCGCGCCAUUAAUCUUUCCCUUUAGGACAUUUCUGCACAUUAGGAAGACAACUUUUGCAUACUAACAGGACAGGUGUAUGUUACUAGUGAGCCUAAGCUGUGCAUAUAGAACAUAUAUUGACAUAUAAUGCUACUAGUACUAUGUAUGUAACCAUAGAUGUUAACUAGUGGUUUUAUAGUUACUCGUCAUACUCCGAGCACACAGUUGUCUGUUAAUGCACAGCACUAGUAAUGUACUUGUCCUACUAGUAUGACAGUUCUCCUAUUGUGGUCAAAGAGAGUACUAGUAUCCUCUGGGGAAUACGAGCUAGCCAACUACAUGUUACUAGUAAGGCUAAAUAAACUAUGCACUCAUUGAAAACUGCUACUUGUUCCACGUGUGACAUCAGAUUCUACUAGCUAACAUUUAGCACUCAACUGGUAACACUAGUUGUGCACAGAUGUCAACUAGUGUCCCGUUUUGUUUCACCAGUAACAUGUCAUUGUACUGCAUGUACAGAAAUGUUAUGCAAUUGUGGAAAAAAAAACAUUACAAGGAAGUUGUUCUACGCGUGUACUGUGGUUCUACCAAGGCUCUGAAUUUUCUUACUAGUGAGGACAAAAAGCGUAUUAGCCCAUGGACCAAAGAUCUAGGAUAAAUGCUCAAACGGCUUUCUAUACAAAUCUGUUGAUUGGCAUCGUUGGAAUAUGAUUUUUUUUUUUUUAAGUCACUGAUCUUGUUUUUUUCACAACACUGUGAUGCACGCACAUGCUUUUGUAUGUAUGAAGUUCGGUGCUCCUUUUUCUCACAGAUAGUGUUCCUUCAUUGCAGUUUUUGCGGUCCGCUACUAGUACCACCCUGUUUGGCUGACACCAACCUCGUAUCACACAAAAGUUUCCACUGAAGACAAGCACGUGUAAAUAACCUGCAAAAAUAACUUUUCAUUGUACAUGACAAAUUUAUAGUUUUGCUGUUGUAUUAUUUAUCUUUUGAAAUAAAACAUUUUAGAUAAAGGUCGGUGUCCUUUAGAAAGCAGCUGGUGGUUUGCACUUGGCAAGUUAUAAGAUGCAUUUUUUUAAAAUUGUAUAUUAGUGAUAUAGAAUUUUGCAUAUACUGUAUCUGCAUAACUUUUUAGGCCACUACAGAAAUGUGCUUAAUUCAUAUCUAUUUAUUUCUUGGCAAGUUGUUGCCUGUGAAAUGUUUUUUUAAAUUGAUAAAUGAAGUGGACAGCUACACAUAUUAAAUCUUAAUUUGAUGUAAAAUUAGAAGACUGGACCUACAUUGUAAAGAACAAUUACUGAUUUUUUUUUUAAAAUGGAUUUAUUUUUCCACAAUUUGUGACGGUUCCAGUUGUGGGAGAAAAACAAGUGCCCAAAAUACAACAAAA
Syngnathoides biaculeatus (alligator pipefish) is the source of this 3682-nucleotide messenger RNA. It is a transcript of the gene elovl1a, whose product is annotated as ELOVL fatty acid elongase 1a. Gene Ontology annotation, molecular function: fatty acid elongase activity. Gene Ontology annotation, biological process: sphingolipid biosynthetic process; very long-chain fatty acid biosynthetic process; fatty acid elongation, monounsaturated fatty acid. Gene Ontology annotation, cellular component: endoplasmic reticulum; endoplasmic reticulum membrane. Lineage: Eukaryota; Metazoa; Chordata; Actinopteri; Syngnathiformes; Syngnathidae. Bases 363 to 1322 code for a protein of 319 amino acids. The transcript has 8 exons. The record is from RefSeq and is a predicted model, not a curated record.